Messenger RNA from Branchiostoma floridae (Florida lancelet), 1472 nucleotides. RefSeq names its product calcium load-activated calcium channel. Gene Ontology annotation, molecular function: calcium channel activity. Gene Ontology annotation, biological process: endoplasmic reticulum calcium ion homeostasis. NCBI's taxonomy places the organism in Eukaryota, Metazoa, Chordata, Leptocardii, Amphioxiformes, Branchiostomatidae. The record is from RefSeq and is a predicted model, not a curated record. Gene Ontology annotation, cellular component: cytoplasm; endoplasmic reticulum; endoplasmic reticulum membrane. The transcript has 7 exons. The coding region runs from base 126 to 677 and encodes 183 amino acids.
UAAAAUCUAAGCUGGCAGUCAUAAAUAUACACAAGACAGCCAUUUUUUUAGAAAAAAAAAAUCGAGCGUGAUUUCCUUGCUGUCGGCGUUUUCUUUGGAGCUGCAGCUGAAAGUCCACCAAAAAUAUGCUCGCGGAUACGCUUCUUAUAGUUUUUAUAUCCAUAUGUACAGCCUUGUUAGCUGAAGGCAUUACAUGGCUUCUUGUAUACAGAACGGAGAAAUACCAAAAACUCAAGUCUGAAGUGGAGAAACAGAGCAAGAAAUUGGAAAAGAGAAAGGAAGCCAUAGGUGAAGCAAUAGACAAAACACAGAAGAGGAAACUAGAAAAACAGGAGGAAAAGCUGAAGAACAACAACAGAGACUUGUCCCUGGUGAAGAUGAAGUCCAUGUUUGCCAUUGGGUUUUGCUUCACUGCCCUUAUGAGUAUGUUCAACUCCAUAUUUGAUGGGCGUGUGGUUGCUAAGCUACCGUUCCUGCCCUUCUCCCUGCUGCAGGGACUGUCCCAUCGUAACCUGAUGGGGGAGGACUACACCGACUGUUCCUUCAUCUUCCUGUACAUCCUGUGCACCAUGUCCAUCAGACAGAACAUCCAGAAGAUGCUUGGAUUUGCUCCAUCCCGAGCAGCCAAUAAGCAAGCAGGAGGAUUUCUGGGCCCCCCUCCCCAACCUCCCAAGUAGAAGUCAUCAUCACAAAGCUGAGGCUCCCCCACAGUCUAUACACUUUCCCCAGGGGGUGGGGGCUCUGCUAAACUGAGCUGUUUAACCUUUUGUGGGGAUAGCCUCAAACCAGCUGUCAGCCAAUCAGAGAAACACCUAGGUGAUGUCUUGAGACUAAGCCAAUGCUCUAUUGGCUGAUGGCUUGUUAGAGGCCAUGCACCGCAAAAAAGUGGAAACCUCAGUCCGAUUAAGCAGGCUCUGCAUAGGAGAUGACAUCAUCAUCAGCAUCCCAUUGGCUGACCAGCUGCUGACCAUAUUUGGAUAUGUUGACCUGAUAUGGAGCAGCAUACUAGUACUUUUAAUUACUCAGCUGCCAACUGUCCUCUUUUUACAUGUGUAAUAGUUAUUCACUUUAUCUUGAUAAAUAACAAAUACAAUAAUAUCAUAAGAUAUGUGCCAUUUUCUUUAUCAUUAUUAAAAUGGUCCUAUAUCAAUGUACUGUUUGUUUGUUGUUAUUUAAACAUUAAACUAAAGUUAUGAAAGGUGUCAAAGAAAACAAAGUUAGGAGGAGAGAAAAUGCUUUAAAAGCUUUUGUCUUACAGGCAUCUUAAACAUCAUUAGAGUGUUGUUUUCUGAUAGAUAUUAAAGUAAGGUACAGUAAUAACAUAAUAAAUCCAUACUACUUCACAUUUUAUUCUCAAAGGAAAUGUAUGCAUGUACAGGGAAUGCAUGGAUAAGGUCUGCAUGGGGUUACUGAGUAUUAUAAGUUUUACAAACGCACAUCUCCAUGUGCAAUAAACUGAAAAGCAUAUCGCA